AUGCCUUUGGACGCUAACCAUCCCGAUUUCUGGACAGAGGCACUGCAGUUCACGCCUACAAUCCGUCGAGAUGUAUACCCCGCCAUCAGCCCAUCAAAUAAAGACAUCCAGCAAAUUGCACACGGAAAAGUAGUGUUAAUCACCGGAGCAGGCAGCGGAUUCGGUAAGGGCGCAGCAAAGCAAUGGGCAGCGGCAACUGCAUCCGCUAUAGUGCUCGCAGCGAGAACUCAACAGAGCAUCGAUGAAGUUGCCGAAAGCCUGAAAACCACUGGUUCAACUACGCAAUUCUUACCAAUUUCAACAGACGUCUCUUCUGAAACUGAUGUCCGCAAUCUAUUCCAAAUAGCGAUCCAGGCUUUUGGAAAGAUAGACGUCGUUGUCCACUGUGCUGGAGUACUCGGGCCUCUUGAACUAAUUGGCGAUGCUCCUGUCGAUGAGUGGUGGCAAUCCUUCGAGAUCAACGUCAAGGGAACUUUCCUAGUUGCACGCGAACUUGCGCGCAUAUCAGCCAACAACGAAGCGACAUUCAUCCAAACCGGCACUGCAGCGUCUUAUUUUGCGAGUCCGCAGCAGUCUUCAUAUACAGCGUCGAAGCUCGCGACCAACAUGAUUCUCAGUCAGCUACAUGAGGAAUACAGCAAUCUGCGAGUCUUUAAUGUGCAUCCGGGAAUGGCGCUGAGCAAAGUGCUGCGUCCCGAAUUACAUAUUUAUGCAAAAGAUACCGUCGAGCUUUUCGGCAGUCUUACGAUUUAUCUCAGCGGGCCAAAAGCGGAUUUCUUAAAGAACCGCUUUAUUGCUGCGAACUGGGAUGUCACUGACUUGGAGAAGCAUCAAGAUGAAAUAAUUGCUGAGGGACUACUCAAAAACCAGGCGUUUAAGGGCGACAUAGGACCAGGAGGCCACAAGUUCAAAUCAUAG
Molecule: messenger RNA, 918 nt
Organism: Trichoderma breve
Lineage: Eukaryota; Fungi; Ascomycota; Sordariomycetes; Hypocreales; Hypocreaceae
Product: short chain dehydrogenase domain-containing protein
Exons: 5
Coding region: 1-918 (305 amino acids)
Cellular component (GO): cytosol
Molecular function (GO): oxidoreductase activity
Source: RefSeq, a predicted model, not a curated record